UAUCUUUAUUUCUAAUCCGAACCACUCGUUGGGUAACAUUUUACACACAGAAUCCGUUUAUUUAAUUCUUGACAUUGGUUCGCAUCUAGGUACAUACACGUGAUUCAUUUAUAAAUUUAUAUCUAUGUUCUCGCGUUCGAUUGUGAUGAAAAGUGAUUCAUCCAAUGUGUCUUUUCAAGUGCCCUAAAGUGCGCGUAAAAUAACACAAAUAGUCACAUGGUGCAAGUGCAGCUUUAAAAACACAUCAACAUCACAAGAUCACAUCGUUAACCACUCCACUGAACGUGAUAAUCCACUGAAAUAUAUUCGCAAUAGGUACUCAAAAACCCACACAAUGAUCGAGUCAGAUCCGCUUUGUGGCACCGGCGUUUACACAUUUCAACGCGAUUUCGAAGAGAUCUACGGUUAUCUAAGCUUAACAAUCUGUUUACUCGGGUCAGUGGGCAAUUUGUUAAACGUCUGGGUGUUCACUCGAAAAAACAUGCUCUCUUCCAUGAACGUUUUACUCAUCGGAUUAACAGCAGCUGAUUUGGUCGUAUUGCUGGUCAAUAUACCUUACACACUGCACCAGUACCUCAGACCAGAGACGUUCCCUUAUCGAGAUCUGUACACGUACGGGUGGACGUUGUUCUCACUUUGUUGUAUAAAUCUGCAGAGAGUUUUCCAUGGUAUAUCAACCUGGCAUACGAUUAUGCUGGCUAUCUGGAGGUAUAUCGCUGUGGCGUAUCCGUUGAAGGAGCGGAUCUGGUGCAGUAUGAAGAACACUUAUUGGGCUAUAGCUGCGGGAUAUUUGGUUUAUCCCUUUCUUCAUAUACCGCUUUAUUUGACCUUUGCUGUAACACCCGUUGUUGAGCUGCUCGAUGAAGAUGGAUUUGAAACGGAUGACUGUAGUGCUGGGUGCAGGAAUACGACUGUUUAUAAGAUCAGAUUGAGUUAUGUUGCGGAGAAAGGGUUCCUGAAAGGGGUUAAUUUCUUGAUGUAUAGCAUAUUGUUCAGACUUACGCCGUCUGUUGUUUUGACUGCGUUCAGUCUUCGACUAAUCUGGGCUCUCGUCGAAUCAAGAAAACGACGCCAAAACCUAAUUUCCGCUUCAACUCAAGAAUACGCCAGAAACAUGGAAAAAGAAAAGCAGAUGAACAGAACGACCAGAAUGCUAUUGGCAGUACUGAUUCUAUUCCUGAUAACGGAAGUUCCAGCCGGAAUAUUCGGUUUCUUCAGCAUGAUUUAUGGUAAAAAAUUUUACAAAGAUUGCUAUCUGCAAUUGGUGGAGAUUUUUGAUAUACUGACGUUGAUUUAUUCGUCCAUUACUUUCGCCAUCUACUAUAUCAUGAGUGGACAGUUUCGAACUACUUUUAAAUCUUUGGUGUGUUCACUCAAGUGUAUGGAAAUGGUGACUGGUAGAAAUGCCGAUUUAGAUGAGGAGACGACGACGACGACGACAACUACGACAACAGAAAUUAUUAAUUUACAAAGCAGUUAACUAUGUUUUAAAACACAAAAAACACUUCACAUUGCUCAGAAUUCCGAAUGACCAAAAGAAUAAAUAAAUAAAUAAAUAAAUAAAUUCGGGCACAAUCAAAAUAAUACGAGUAGGUAUAACGAACAAACUCUGAAAAAUACACUGGCAAAAAAACAACUAUAAUCUAAACCCUCCUAUGUACAUAUAAUAUACUCAGUCAUAACUCAUAACGUCUCAAACUCAUUAACAAGUACGAUUUUCAUUCAACUGCUGAACAACAGAUUCAAUUAAAUUGCCAUCUAAUUAUAAUUCUUAAACCAAUUACAAUUAUUCAAAUUUUUACAUGUUUA
Messenger RNA from Planococcus citri (citrus mealybug), 1809 nucleotides. Its product is annotated as G-protein coupled receptor dmsr-1-like. The transcript is spliced from 3 exons. Gene Ontology annotation, molecular function: G protein-coupled peptide receptor activity. Bases 335 to 1480 code for a protein of 381 amino acids. NCBI's taxonomy places the organism in Eukaryota, Metazoa, Arthropoda, Insecta, Hemiptera, Pseudococcidae. Gene Ontology annotation, cellular component: plasma membrane. The record is from RefSeq and is a predicted model, not a curated record. Gene Ontology annotation, biological process: G protein-coupled receptor signaling pathway.